Messenger RNA from Ficedula albicollis (Collared flycatcher), 481 nucleotides. Its product is annotated as CCR4-NOT transcription complex subunit 7-like. The record is from RefSeq and is a predicted model, not a curated record. Gene Ontology annotation, molecular function: nucleic acid binding; poly(A)-specific ribonuclease activity. Gene Ontology annotation, cellular component: CCR4-NOT core complex; P-body; CCR4-NOT complex. The transcript is spliced from 3 exons. NCBI's taxonomy places the organism in Eukaryota, Metazoa, Chordata, Aves, Passeriformes, Muscicapidae. Bases 167 to 481 code for a protein of 104 amino acids.
UGUGUCGCCAGUGCGCCUGGCCGCCCUUGCGCAGGAAACAGUCGCUAACGAAACUGCAGGGGUUUAGUUUCUGAUGGCUAAAAAAAUAAACAGUUGAAGUCCUCUUUAUGAAACCAAUCCUCGGUCAAGUGUAACUUUUGAUGUAUGGUCUCUAAAGCCCCCCACUAUGCCAGCAGCUACCGUAGACCAUAGCCAAAGAAUCUGUGAAGUUUGGGCUUGUAACUUGGAUGAAGAGAUGAAGAAAAUUCGUCAAGUUAUACGAAAGUAUAACUACGUUGCUAUGGACACAGAAUUUCCAGGAGUAGUUGCAAGGCCUAUUGGAGAAUUCAGAAGCAACGCAGACUAUCAGUACCAACUCUUACGCUGCAAUGUCGACUUGCUAAAAAUAAUUCAACUAGGACUGACAUUUAUGAAUGAGCAAGGAGAAUACCCUCCAGGAACUUCAACUUGGCAAUUUAAUUUUAAAUUUAACUUAACGUAA